AUCGCGUCGCGCCCGGUAUUUAAUCCGGAGAGGCCCUCCAUCUGCUCUUACCCCGUUGGUUUCUCUGCAGAGUCCGCUCACCGCUUGCUGUGUUGUGCACCGGGAGCAGGGCCUCCCCUUCGCCAGAGAGUCUGUCGGGGCCGGGCGCCAGCGCACAGUCGUGGCAAGCGAAAGAAAUCCGCCCUCGUCGAGCCGAACGAGAAGCAGACGUGCGAUAUUCGCCUGAGGGUGCGUGCCGAGUAUUGUCAGCACGAGACGGCACUGGAGGGCAACGUCUUCUCCAACAGGCCGGACCCCCUGGAGCGGCAGUUUGAGCGUUUCUCGCAGGCCAACACCAUCCUGAAAUCGCGGGACCUGGGCUCCAUCAUCUGUGACAUCAAGUUCUCCGAGCUGACCUACCUCGACGCCUUCUGGCGGGACUACAUCAACGGCUCGCUGCUGGAGGCCCUCAAGGGGGUCUUCAUCACUGACUCGUUGAAGCAGGCCGUGGGCCACGAAGCCAUCAAGCUCCUGGUCAACGUGGACGAGGACGACUACGCCGCCGGUCGCCAGAGGCUCCUGCGCAACCUGAUGCACCAGCACGCCCCCUGAAGGCCCCCUGUGCCCACCUGCUGGCGCCCCACCUCCCCCUCCAGGAUCUGCUGUCCCUAGCCGCAGCCCUUGGACAGUCUGUCUCUCCUUCCUCUCCCCUCCUCCAAGGUUCACCUUUCUCCCUCUCUGCCUCUCCCCUUCCGUGAGAAGCCAUUCUCCCCCACUUCCCACCGAGGGUUAUUCCCUUUUCCCUCAAUUGAUGGUCUGUCUCUCUCUCUCUGUCUCUCUGUCUCUUGCUCUUGCGUUUGCUCUCUCUCUCUGUGCCCCUGUCUCUUUG
Molecule: messenger RNA, 868 nt
Organism: Chiloscyllium plagiosum (whitespotted bambooshark)
Lineage: Eukaryota; Metazoa; Chordata; Chondrichthyes; Orectolobiformes; Hemiscylliidae
Source: RefSeq, a predicted model, not a curated record